Molecule: messenger RNA, 2777 nt
Organism: Silurus meridionalis
Lineage: Eukaryota; Metazoa; Chordata; Actinopteri; Siluriformes; Siluridae
Gene: plekha1b
Product: pleckstrin homology domain containing, family A (phosphoinositide binding specific) member 1b
Exons: 13
Coding region: 370-1575 (401 amino acids)
Cellular component (GO): membrane; cytoplasm
Molecular function (GO): PDZ domain binding
Source: RefSeq, a predicted model, not a curated record
GUGUGUGUGUGUGUGUGUGUGUGUGUGUGUGUGUGUGUGUGUGUGUGUGUGUGUGUGUGUGUGUGUGUUGCUGAGUCACACUGAACGCGGUUCUCGGUCUAGUCCUCUGUACUCGGAGCUCGCGCGCGGUUUUCCGGCUCCUGGGUGUGUCCGGGUUCCUCACACACUUACCUCAGAACCUGCUGUAGAUACACACCUCAGACCAAUCAUCUCCUCAUUACUGCCGUGUUCCAGCUGCUUCAGCUCGAUGAUGUUUCUUCUCAGCUCUGUGAUGAAGUUCCUCACAUGUUCCUCCUCAGCCCCCACUUCAUGCUGGAUUUGUGUGUUGUUUUCCCUCUGAGAGAAGGAGUGUGAUGCUCAGACCCAGCUAUGCCUUACGUGGAUCGCCAGAACCGCAUCUGUGGCUUCCUGGACAUAGAGGAAAAUGAGAACAGCGGCAAGUUCCUGCGCCGUUACUUCAUCCUGGACACCCUGGAGGGAAGUCUGGUGUGGUACAUGGACAACCCGCAGAAUCUUCCAGAAGGAACUCCGUAUGUCGGCUCCCUGAAGCUCACUUACAUCUCCAAGGUUAGCGAUGCGACCAAACUGCGACCCAAAGCCGAGUUCUGCUUCGUUAUCAAUGCUGGAAUGAGGAAGUUCUACCUACAGGCCAAUGAUAAGCAGGACCUGGUGGAGUGGGUGGCUGUGCUCAACAAUGCCACCAAAAUCACAGUCCCAAAGUCAGGUGAUCAGAGUGGGCAGAACCCAGCGGAGGCCUGCGUGGAGGUUCUGGGUGCCAUGAAGCAGGUCUCCUACAAGACCGAGAUCAUCGGAGGAGUUCCCAUCAUCACCACCACACAGGAGAAGGGUGAAGGGCAGAACGGGGCAGAGAAAGGAGCUCUGAGGAAGCCCCAAGGGCAGGUGCCCUACUACCUGAGUCGAGCCAACCAGGACCAAUCAGUGGUGAAGGCUGGCUUCUGUGUUAAACAGGGAGCAGUGAUGAAAAACUGGAAGAGACGAUACUUUAUGCUGGACGACAACAACAUCAGUUAUUUCAAAUCAGACCUGGAGCGAGAACCUCUGCGUGUUAUUCCUCUGAAGGAGAUUACUAAAGUCCAGGAGUGUAAGCAAAGUGAUUUGCUGAUGAGAGAUAACCUCUUUGAGCUCGUCACUACCUCCAGAACGUUUUAUAUUCAGACGGAUAGUCCAGAGGAGAUGCACAACUGGAUCAAGGCCAUCUCCGGAGCGAUCGUAGCCCAGCGUGGUCCCGGCCGCUCUGCUGCUUCAGAGCGCAGGGAAUCCCCCUCCCACUUUUACUGCAGUGAACAAGGUCCCCCAGUCCCUCGCUCGCCCAUCGCCACCGAACUCCAAUUCCCAGAAUGCCACUUCCCAGCGGGCAAUCAGCAUGGCGUGGGACGAGCCAGACCUCAGCGGCCUCCUGCGGGGCAGCCCACGCAGCCGGUUGUCCCUCCAGGAGGCUCCUCGGCUUUUUUUCAAGUGAGCGAGACGAUAUCUCCCUGGGAGCGGAGGAACAGCACAGAGAUCUGCCCUCCUGAUGUUAAUGACUCUGACGAUCUGCAAGUUACAGAGGUGUAAACACCUACAGUGGUAAAACAUAUAAACAUGGACACGCCCACGUCGAGACCAGACGCACCCCAGAGCGAUCAGUGUUACCGAAAUGACCACAGGUCUCACUGGAUAGCACCACCGCACAACGUGAAGAGCUCAGAGCUGCGAUGGACCUCGCACAUCACUCUGGUCCACCCUCGAGGAGGAUCAUGGGAUUGUGUGGAAGCUGAACCUCCACUCGAACUCACCCGAAAAGUCGUGCGCUCUUUUUUUCUUUUCUUUUUUCCUAAUAAGCACAAAAUGGUUAUAGAAUUAGAUUUAAUCUGAUGAGUUUGGAAUUAACCGAAUAAUUGAUCUUUUCUUCCUCUCUCUCUUUACCUUCUUUCUCAUGGGGUACAGUUUGGGUUUCUCUUAGAUCGUUUUAUCCAUUUUUAAAAACAAAAAAAAAAAGUUUUAGAAAGUUCUGAGGACUUUUCAUUUCUGAGCAAACCAAAGCAGAUCCUAUCACCACCUGGAGGAAACCUAAUAAUCGUUAUUAUAUUCCAAGAUCUGUAUACACACACUGACUGUACAUAUAGAGUUUAUUUUAGAGCAGAACUUGUCAGAGUUUGUUGUUUGACCAUAAACACCAGGUUUUCACACACACACACACACACACACACACACACGCUUCAAGUGGUUAAUGUGGAAACACACUUGUACACUUGGUCUGGGUGCUGCGGAUCAUCAUCGUGUCUUUACUGUAAAGAGGUUAUUAGAGAUUUUUUAGAUUUUUUGAUCGAGUCUCGAAUCCGCCAACCUUCACACGUUCAUCAGCGCAGUGUAACUCCAUUAAAGACCGCUGAGACGACGAGGCUAGAAAUUUGCUACACACUAACUCCACACUAAUGUUACCGUAUUCCUUUCCUGAUCUCGCCCGAUAGCAACGUUCUAACUUCCUGUAGUUGUUCUGUGACGAUCGUUCUUGUUAAAAAUAACCUGACAUCUGAUGUAUUGUGGGAACGUGACGGUGGGACGGAGGACGUCGCUCGGCGCCGCGUUUUAACUUCACACCCCUAAACUGCGUCGCACUGGUCUGCUGUUGCGAGCCGUCUGAAGUGCCUGCGUCUGUCCCUCAUGACCACAAGCUUGUUUGGAUUUCUGGAGUUGUGUAUCUGACAUUUGUAAAUCGUGUUCAUUUAUUUAUUAUGUGAAAGAGUUUGAAGAUUAAAACUGACCAGUUUUACGCA